Molecule: messenger RNA, 1382 nt
Organism: Homarus americanus (American lobster)
Lineage: Eukaryota; Metazoa; Arthropoda; Malacostraca; Decapoda; Nephropidae
Product: vegetative cell wall protein gp1-like
Exons: 2
Source: RefSeq, a predicted model, not a curated record
ACCCCCUCGCUGCCCUAAGGCCUCCCGCUGCCCACAAGACUUCCUCGCUGCCCUGGGCUUCCUGCUGCCCACAAGACCACUCUCGCUGCCUACAAGAAACUCCCUCGCUGCCCACAAGACCCCCUCGCUGCCCUGGGCUUCCCCUCAUGCCCACAAGACCCCCUAGCUGCCCACAAGAACCUUCGCUGCCCACAAGACUUCCUCGCUGCCCACAAGACCUCCUCGCUGCCCACAAGACCCCCUCGCUGCCCACAAGACCCCCUCCUGCCCACAAGACCCUCGCUGCCCUAGACCCCUCGCUGCCAACAAGACUUCCUUCGCUGCCCAGAACCUGCUGCCCACAAGACCCUUGCUGCCCACAGAACCUUGCUGCCCACAAGACCCCUUGCUGCCCACAAGACCCUCGCUGUCCACAAGAUCCCCUCGCUGCCCACAAGACCCCUCGCUGCCCACAAGACCCUCGCUGCCCUCAGACCCCUCGCUGCCCACAAGACUUCCUCUUUGCCCACGAGAUCCCUCGCUUCCCUAGACCCUCGCUUUGCUUACAAGAACUCCUGGCUGCCUGCAAGACCCCCCUCGCUGCCCAAGACCCCUUCGCUGCCCAUAAGACCCUUCGCCCAAGAUCUCUCACUUCUCGCUGCCCACAAGACUUCCUCGCUGCCCACAAGACUUCCUGCUGCUCUACAAGACUUCCUCGCUGCCCACAAGAUCCCCUCGCUGCCCACAAGACCCCCCUCGCGCCCACAGACCCCUCGCUUCCUGAAUCCCCUCGCUGCCCUAAGACUUCCUCGCUGCCACAAGACCCCCUCGCUGCCAUAAGACCCUCUUCUCUACCUACAAGAUCCCUCGCUGCCCACAAGACUUCCUCGCUGCCUACAAGACCCCUAGCUGCCCACAAGACCCCUCGCUGCCCACAAGACCCCCUCACUGCCCACAAGACUUCCUCUUGCCCAGAAGACUUCCUCGCUGCCCACAAGACCCCCUCGCUGCAAGACCCCUCACUGCCCACAAGACCCCUCGCUGCCCACAAGACCCCUCUUUGCCCACAGGACCCCCUUACUGCCCACAGACCCUUCGCUGCCCACAAGACUUCCUGGCUGCCCACAGACCCUCGCUGCCCCAAGACCCUCGCUGCCACAAGAACCCUCGUUGCCCACAAGACCCUCGCUGCCCACAAGCCCUUUGCCCACAAGACCCUCGCUGCCCACAGACCCCUCGCUGCCCCAAGACCCCUCGCUGCCCACAAGACCCUGCUGCACAAGAACCCCUGGCUGCCCAAAGAUCCCUCUUUCCACAAGACCCUCGCUGCCCACAAGAACCCCUGGUUGCCCACAGACCCCUUCGCUGCCCACAAGACUUCCUCGCUGCCCACAAGACCCUAG